Molecule: messenger RNA, 780 nt
Organism: Botrytis sinoallii
Lineage: Eukaryota; Fungi; Ascomycota; Leotiomycetes; Helotiales; Sclerotiniaceae
Exons: 3
Coding region: 1-780 (259 amino acids)
Source: RefSeq, a predicted model, not a curated record
AUGCGUACAACUAUUGAGCCCCAUUUAAUGUCUAUUCUUAAUAACGAUGCAUCUGAAGCCAUCACAAACUCCCCCUCUUUAGAACUUCCUCCAUUGCACGAUCGAAACAUUCUGCAAACUUCUCACCGACCGCUUAUUUUAGAACACAAUGCUGGAACACGAUCUAGUGAGCCAUCAUCACAAGUAUCGCAGCAUUCCUCGUCCAUUGCUCCACUUGACGACAAUGAAGUCAAUUAUCGAGACUCAGAAGAGGGUUUGCGAAUAGGGAAUGCGGGUAUAGGAAAGGACAUUAGUGCAAUUGAACGAACAUUGGGUAGUUCUUCUCCGCAAUCUCUGCGAAAGAUUUUAGAUGACAACACUGGCACCGCAAGACCACUACAUCCCAAAAAGCAACAACAUAGGGAAAAUGGGAGUGAUGAAAAUGAGGGAGGAUUUAAAACAGAUGGUGUGAUCGUAGCAACGACCCAGGAAGUCCUUGGGCCAGAAAGCCAGUACGAAGAAAAAGAGAAAAGACGUAAAGACGAGGAAAAAGUGGUCCGAAGACGAGACGAACAACCUGCUGCUUGGUCAGGAGUAGACCUGAAAGAUCGCUUUAGAACUUGUUGUCCAGAAGAACUUAGAGCCGGAAGCCGCAAUUCUGGAAACUAUCAUACUGGUACCAAGGCAGAGAGUGCAAAAGCACAGUCAAAAACAGAAUUGGUAACUUUCGACCCAUUGACCGGAAAUUUCAUGACUGGUGAAGAUCAAGAGGCUGAUGAGACUUGUCAACUCUGGCUCUAA